Molecule: messenger RNA, 4338 nt
Organism: Mytilus californianus (California mussel)
Lineage: Eukaryota; Metazoa; Mollusca; Bivalvia; Mytilida; Mytilidae
Product: EF-hand calcium-binding domain-containing protein 6-like
Exons: 19
Coding region: 129-3113 (994 amino acids)
Molecular function (GO): calcium ion binding
Source: RefSeq, a predicted model, not a curated record
GCGCAAAUUACUGACAGGGUAACCGGGCAAACGUUGCUAAGGACUCAGUAGUUAUUGGAAGUCGUGGUUCCUGUCCAGGGGAGAAAGAAAUAAUUAAAAAGUUUACCGGUAUAGUAACAACAUAAAAAAUGUCGCAGGUUGGGAUACCCCGUCCCAAUGUGAUGGGUUUAGGAACAAAUAAGGGUGGUGUUACACUACCACAGAUUGCACAUCCUUUAUCUCGUAUGGAAGGCCCCGGUAACUUGGAUGUUCGUGGGGUGUCUCGUGAUAGCCACAGACCAAAUUCACAACCUUUAACAGGAAGACCUUUAGCUAACGAAAAUGUUUUUACGGGACGUAAAUCUGUAAGUUCUUAUGGCCGGGACAGCAGACUUGGUGUCAAUCAGCAAGUGGUAGCGAUGCCACAUGAUGCUAUUCCUGAAGGAGUGGAAGUUACACAUGGAGAUCCGAACACUACAAGACUCCCCCUUUUUGGCCCUAUUGCCUUGGAAGAACCACGUGGGAGCAGAGCCGGUAUGGGAAGCAGAAUGGACAGUCGUAUGUCCUCAAGGUUGUCUAACGCUUCAGCUCAAGGUAGACUGGAAAUUGAUGAGGAUGUAUUAAGACCCAACAGUUUUAAGUAUUUGACCAUACAAGAUUUGGAAGCUAGUCUAAAACAGAAAAUUAAAGGAAGUUACUUUGAGAUCAGGAAAAGAUUUAGGGAUAAUGAUCCAGAACAGAAAGGAAAUGUUUCCAGGGAGGCAUUGCAUAGAAUUCUUGUGACAAUUUUAAAUGUUUCACUGAGUCAAAAUGUGUACAAUCGACUGAUGGAGAGGAUAGGAUUAAGAGAUAAACAAGUGAUUAACUAUGCUGAAUUCUUUGCCUAUUUCCGUGAUGGACCAGAGCCUAAUGAUUAUCCAGGUUGGAUGGAUCCAGUACAGAGGCAAUACCAGGAUAAAGCAGUCAUGUCAUCUUUACAAGUUCAUUCGAAUCUAAAAGAAAAAGCUAAACAGAGAUUCUUGGAUAUAGCAGACUUAAUACCCCAGCUGAACCCUGGUGGAUCAGGUCGUAUCAUGAAACCAGAGUUCAAACAAAUGCUCAACAAACUUAUGUUUUAUAUGGAAGAUUCUGAAUUUGAAAAAUUGUGGAAAAAGUAUGAUCCUGCUAACUCUGGAACAAUUAGUUCUGAAACUUUCUUGAAAGCUCUGGGAAUAACACUACAAGAAAAUGGAGAAAACGGAAGACUGUCACCUAUUGCUGAAAGUUUUAGCUUAAGUUCUUGCAUGUCUAGUUUAAGUUCUAGAAAGCCUAGCAUGAUAGAGGGAUCUCAAUAUAUAGAAAAUAAGACUGGUUCAGGUAAUCAAAGAGUUACAUCAUCUCGUACACCAAGAAAGAAAGAAAUAGAGAGAAAACAGUCCUUAGAUGUAGAAAGAUGGUUGAAGAACAAAUUUAGAGAAGGAUGUGUGCAGAUGAAAGAAGCAUUUGAAGCCAGAGAUGCCAAAAAUAAUGGUCUUGUGACAUUUGAUGGCUUCUUAGAAGUAUUAUGUAAAUAUGGUUUAAAUUUGGAGAAGAAGUUGUUGUCAGCAUUCUUAUCAAGAUGUAGUGUGAAACCACAACGUGAUGGGGUACCUUAUAGGGAAUUCUUACAUAGAUUCCAGGAUAGAUCAGAGGCAGGAAUGACCCACAACAUACUUAACAGUAAAAAACACAGGCUAGUCAGACUGGUUGGAGACAGACCUGCCAGUCCUGGUAAUGUGUCUACAAUGAGUGGUAUUGAAGUACAGCUUAUGAACAUGUUCCAAAGAGAUUUCUUAUCAUUAUUGGGUACACUCAAGAGCAUAGACAACCACAACACUAAUGUGAUAAGCCAGGAAGAGUUUAGAGCUGCGAUAGAGAGCAGAUUUAGCCUGACCCUCCGUGAUGAUCAGUAUGAGUCUUUCCUUGAUAGGUUACCACUAGAUGAGGAUGGCAACGUUAAAUAUGCAGAGUUUCUCCAAUUCUUUGAUACAAAGGGAAUGGCACCAAGUUUAUUUGGUAAGAAACAGGCUGCUGGUCCUGUUCCUGUCCCUGCUCCUCUCCCUAAUGUAAUGGAAGAGAUGAUAGUACCACAGGCUGACAGACUAGUCGUGGAGGAAGAACCACUAGACUACACUUCACGCAAGAGGAGUAAUGAAGAAUUAUUCAACCUUGUCAAAGAUCUACUGACUCGUAAGUUCCAGGAUGUAGAAAGAGCUUUCCAAGAUAUAGAUGAGAUAAAUACCAAAAGACUCACUCAAGAGUUAAUGUUCCAGCUAUUAAACAGAUUUGAUAUAAAACCAGAGAUUUCUCGUGGUGAAAUAAGAGAAAUAUGGAAAACUUUUAUCACAAACACAGACAAGACCUUAGAUUACUUACAGUUUGUAAGACAUUUUGGUUUCUCUGCAAGAUCAGCCCACUUUCCAAAUGCCAAGGUGAAUCCUCCAAGGAAAGGUGAUGCCGACUUCAUGAUCAGAUCCAGAAAAUUAAACUGUGCAGCAGAUAUGUUACAAGACAGUUUAAGAUCAAAGAUUGACUAUAUGUGGGAGGAGUUACGUAAAGAGUUUGUUGGGAUGGAUCCCUAUGGUACAGGCUAUGUAACGAGGGAGGAGUUUAAGGAUGUCCUUACUGAGUUAUGUGUUCAUCUUAGUGAAUUUGAAACCAGGUCACUAAGUGAUAAAUUUGAACUUCGACAGGAUGGCAGAGUAUCAUAUAUAGAAUUUUUGAAACCGUUUGCUCUGAAAAAACAGAUGUGGCGCCAUGGCAAUAAUAUGUUGUCCUUGUUACAACAUCCACAACCAGAGAUACCCAUAGCAGACAUUGUAGAACCUCCACAGAGAGGAUUACAUGGAAUUACAUCAAAACUUAGACAAAAACUGGCUGGAGACUGGAAGAAUAUACGAAGGGCUUUCAAGAAAUUAGAUAGAGCUAAUGAUGGGUACCUCAAUGUUAAUGAAUUUAGAUCUGUCUUGAAACUUGCUAAUGUCAUUCUAGAUGAGGAGGAAGUAUACCAUGUAUUGACACAGUUUGAUAAUAACAUGUCCGGAAAAAUAUCUUACGAAAGAUUUAUUGACGAAGUUCUAAAACCUCCAACUCGACAAAGUGUAAAACAAAUUUAAUAAGUGUUGCUAAAUUUAACAUUAACUGAUUUUUUAAAUUUUUGUAAGUGACUGAACUUGGAAUUUGUAUUGAAAUGUUUGACUUUUGAUUGAUUGGUGCAUAAAAGUAGAAUGAGAGAGAGAGUUUAUAUGGUGUAUAUUUGAGUAAUAUAUUUCCCAAUGAGUAUUCUAUAUAAAAAUGAAAAUUGUGGUUUAAAUAAUACUUAUGUAUGAUCUUUAAUUUUGUUCUAAAUUCAGAUGGUCAGUUUUCCAUGUUUAGAAUGAAAUGAAGUUACCGAAAAAAACAUAAUCUAAAAAAAAAAAGAUAAAUAUAGCUGGUUAAAAAACUUCUCAAUGUUUCUAAUUUUUUUCAUGUUUUUUUAAUGUGUGCAAGUAGGGUGAUAAUGUGUAUGUUGUACAAAUGUGAGAUUCCCUGUACCAACAAAUAUUUGUAAAGUUCUUCAUUUAUAUAUGCAAAUGUUCAUAACCACCACCUUAGUAUAAAAAUUCUUUAAAAUUGAGGAAAUUCAGUAAAAAAAAUUUCUUCCCAAUCAUUACUUUUUGUUCAACUAAGGAUUUUGGCAUAUUAUCCAUCAAUGAUACUGCCAUCAUUUUCACUUGUAUGAUUGAGAUUUUUUUUUAUUGUACAAAAAUCAUGUAUUUUUCAUAUUUUCCAUUUUGAAAUAGAUAAGAUAUUACAUUUUUUUUGCUUUGCUCAAAUUUUAUUUCAUUCAGUCCAUCAAAUGUAUAUUGUCUAUAACAGUAUUAUCAGAUUUUAAAAAGAAUGUUUUUAUAUUGUGUUAUAAACUGUGAUAUUUUAUAGCUGUGAUAUUUAUUGGAAUCUUGUCUGUAUAUCUCUUUUUGUAUUAAUAUUAUAAGUGCCUUGGUUACCGUAUCUUUGUAGAAUAAGUUCUCUCUUUUUCUUUUAUAUUCUUUGAUGGCUAUCUAUUACUGCAACUAUUUUACAAAGGAAAGAGGGAACAUUCAAAUAUGAGAUAGUUUUAAAGAAUAUUCAGUACUGACCUAAACUGUCAUUUCAUAUUCAUCAAGUGCAUAUAAAAUUUAACAUACAUUCCUCCGGCACACGACAAUCUAUUAAAUGUAUAUUUUUUCUAUGCGUCUGUACAAUAUGUCAUAUUCUUGUUACAGCAUGUGGUUACAUAAUUAUAUUUUGUCUUUCUGUUUGUCAGCUAUCGACUGAUUUUUUUUAUGUUUUGACAUUAAAUUUGUUGUAUGUUUAUAAAUA